AUGGAUAGCAUUAGUGAGGAGUCAAACAAACCAUUAGAUUUAGUUAAAAAUGAUCUCAGACUUCAAUUCGAAGAAAAUGAUGAUCUUGUUCGUGCAAUUGGAGAGAUGACCAAGCAAAUUCAGCAAAAAAGACAAGCAACAGCAGCUCUUGUUAUGGAGCGAAAUUGGUAUCUUCAAGUUAUUAGUAGGCUUAAUGACGCCGCUGCACAAGAUCCAAGAUUAGCAAAUAUUGCUAAAAUAUUAAAUGAAUAA
Trichomonas vaginalis G3 is the source of this 252-nucleotide messenger RNA. RefSeq lists its product as uncharacterized. Bases 1 to 252 code for a protein of 83 amino acids. The record is from RefSeq and is a predicted model, not a curated record. NCBI's taxonomy places the organism in Eukaryota, Parabasalia, Trichomonadida, Trichomonadidae. The transcript has a single exon.